ACACAAUUACUGACCGUCCGAUUGCCCACAUCACUCCUCUUUUCCUACCAUCGCUGCACGACGUGCCACCACACCACACCACCCACAAUCAAUCAAAUCUCAUCUUCCACCUCCUCUCUCUCUCUCUCUCUCUCUCUCUCUCUCAUCAAGUCCUUCCCACUUCGCACGGGAUCUUCAGUCUUCUCCUCAUAUCCAUCCAAGUCGCCAUGGCCGAAUCGCCGUCGCAUCACCAAACCCCAUCACCACCGACGGAACCCCAGUCGGCACCCGCACCCGAUCCGGUCCAACAGUACUGGUGCUACCACUGCGACAAGCGCGUCUCCGUCGAAACCCUAGCCGACCUACCCGACGUCGUAUGUUACGAGUGCAAGAACGGAUUCGUCGAGGCAAUCGCCCACUCCGCCGCCGCCUCCACCGCCCGUCCCCUCCCAUCCGAUCUGGUCGACGAUCCUUCCUUCAGCAGCCAGUUCCUCCAGGUCCUCCGCCUCAUCGCCCAGGCCGCGCGUGACGAAGACGCCCCGCCCCCUCCUCCGUCCGAACACGCGGAUCCGUCCGACGACGAUUAUUUACGGAUCGAACUUGACGGCUGGGACAACAACAACGAUGAAGACGACGACGACGACGAGGAUAACGGCGUCAUGGUGAGAAACGAAACGGACGACGAAGAAGAAGAAGGAGAAGAGAACGAUCGUCGAGACGAGCGCGACGAGAACGAGGAAGACACGCGCAGGCAGAGGCGGGACGUGCUGCGCCUCCGCCUGCGCGACUUGGCCGCGCGUGCGGCGAAUCGCCGUAACAGGAUUCUUGACUGGGCCGAGAUUCUGAUGGGCCUGGAGGACCACUCGAUCGAGCUGAGGUUACACGCGCCGGAGAUGGACGACUACGUGGGGAAUCCGGAGGAUUACUUGGACGCGGCGGGGUACGAGGCGCUGUUGCAGAAUUUAGCGGAGAGCGACGGGAACGGGAGGAGAGGGGCCCCGCCGGCGUCGAAAUCUGCGGUGUUAGGGUUGAAGAAACUGGAAAUCGUAUCGGAAGAUGAUUGUGUGGCUUGUGCGAUAUGUAAGGAUUCGGUAAAUGUUGGGGAAAAGGCCAAGGAAAUGCCGUGUGGGCAUGGGUACCAUGAGGAGUGCAUCGUGCCGUGGCUGGGGUCGAGGAAUUCGUGCCCGGUGUGUAGGUUUGAGCUGGAGACGGACGACGCGGAGUACGAGCAGGAGAGGAAGAAGAGAGGGAUGGGGAGAGCUGCGGGGAUCGGUCCUUCGACUUCUAGUCAUGGUUAAUUUUUGUGGCUUGGGAUAUUCUCUUGCUUGUACGCGUUUUUAGUGUCGGAAUUGAAAUAAUGCUUUUCUUACUGCUUUAGUCUCUCCUUCUCCCACUUCCUGAAGAAAAAAAGGAAUCUUGCUUUUGUGGACUAGAAUUUGGAAUGUUCUCUUUUGUUUUUCUUUUCGUUUUGCAUAUGUGGGGUGUAAAUAACAAUUCACUGAAUUUGACGUUGCUCGCUUUAGCAAGUUUAGAAUGUUU
This is a messenger RNA of Rhododendron vialii, 1518 nucleotides long. RefSeq names its product E3 ubiquitin-protein ligase CIP8. The transcript has a single exon. Gene Ontology annotation, biological process: protein ubiquitination. Gene Ontology annotation, molecular function: ubiquitin protein ligase activity. The record is from RefSeq and is a predicted model, not a curated record. The coding region runs from base 207 to 1277 and encodes 356 amino acids. Gene Ontology annotation, cellular component: cytoplasm. Lineage: Eukaryota; Viridiplantae; Streptophyta; Magnoliopsida; Ericales; Ericaceae.